This is a messenger RNA of Arvicola amphibius (Eurasian water vole), 903 nucleotides long. RefSeq names its product proteasome subunit alpha type-3-like. NCBI's taxonomy places the organism in Eukaryota, Metazoa, Chordata, Mammalia, Rodentia, Cricetidae. The record is from RefSeq and is a predicted model, not a curated record. Gene Ontology annotation, cellular component: nucleus; proteasome core complex, alpha-subunit complex; proteasome core complex.
AUGACUGCCACUGUUUUCACUUUAGUAAAAAUUCCUAAGUUAGAGAAGGCAAUUAGGGUAAAGGGUUGGUCAGCCUGCCAGUUCUCACAAGUUCCGGUCUGCCUCGCCUGUGUCAGGGUCAGCUCUACUGUGCAGCCUAGGAGAAGUGCAGAGUCCACUUUGACCCUGAGUGCUGCAGCUGCUAAGCGGGAGGUUCAGCUGGCUCAUCAGUCACAGGCAAUGAGGAGUGAGGGCCUGGGAUCGCUGCACGGCUUCCAGGGUCGGCACCAUGAGCUCCAUGGAAGAGUCUUUCAAGUUGAGUAUGCUAUGAAGGCCAUGGAAAACAGUAGUACAGCUAUUGGGAUCAGAUAUAAAGAUGGUGUUGUGUUCAGGGUAGAAAAAUUAGUCCUUUCUAAACUUUAUGAAGAAGGCUCCAAUAAACGACUUUUUAAUAUUGAUCGACAUGUUGGAAUGGCAGCCACAGGUCUGCUGGCAGAUGCUCGUUCCUUAGAAGACAUAGCAAGAGAAGCGGCGUCCAACUUUAGAUCUAACUUUGGCUAUCACAUUCCUCUCAAACAUCUUGCAGACAGAGUGGUCAUGUAUGUGCACGCUUAUACACUCUACAGUGCUGUUAGACCUUUUGGCAGUUACGUGUUAGGGUCUUACAGUGUGAAUGAUGGUCCACAACUCUACAUGAUUGAUCCGUCGGGGGGUUAUAUGGCUACUGAGGCUGCAAAGACAGAAAUAGAGAAGCUUCAGAUGAAAGAAAUGACUUGCCGUGAUGUAGUUAAAGAAGUAACAAAAAUAAUUUAUAUAGUACAUGGAGGACAUGAAAUUGUUCCAAAAGAUAUAAGGGAGGAAGCAGAGAAGUAUGCCAAGGAGUCUUCGAAGGAAGAAGAUGAAUCAGAUGAUGACAAUAUGUAA